Molecule: messenger RNA, 626 nt
Organism: Ziziphus jujuba (common jujube)
Lineage: Eukaryota; Viridiplantae; Streptophyta; Magnoliopsida; Rosales; Rhamnaceae
Product: heat shock factor-binding protein
Exons: 5
Coding region: 154-399 (81 amino acids)
Biological process (GO): cellular heat acclimation
Cellular component (GO): cytosol; nucleus
Molecular function (GO): transcription corepressor activity
Source: RefSeq, a predicted model, not a curated record
UAAUUGUGUGAAUUCCAUUUCGCAACUUCGUUAUUACUCUUCCCACCACCUUGAUCUCCAAAAUUUUCUAAAGCCCGCCACACUCCUUUCAUUCACACUCUAUACCGCCAUUAAUCGAGUUUUCAAGCUUUGUCUAGCAGAAACAGCUCCAACAUGGAUGGACAUGAUACAGAAGACACAAAACAGAGCACUGCUGACAUGACAGCUUUUGUACAAAAUCUUCUUCAACAGAUGCAAUCCAGGUUCCAGACAAUGUCUGAUUCCAUCAUUACAAAGAUUGAUGAGAUGGGCAACAGGAUAGAUGAAUUAGAGCAGAGCAUCAAUGAUCUCAGGACCGAGAUGGGAGUAGAGGGCUCCCCACCCCCUCCGGCCCCAAAGGUAGCAGAUGAUUCAGCAUAAGAUUGUCGGUGGCACACACUUGAUUGAAAUCAAUUGGUUUUCCAAAAUAUCUGAGUAUACCUGUAUUUACUUUUUGGCUUUGGAAUGGGAAUGAAAUACACAAUUAUCAAUUCUGAGAACAUAUAUAUAUAUAUAUAUAUGUAUCUUUUUUGGAUGUAAUGGAUUUUUAAACAAUGUGAAAUAUGUUUCUCUUUACCUGAUAAAUUUGAUGUUUUUCGUUUCCCGUA